Messenger RNA from Diabrotica balteata, 651 nucleotides. NCBI's taxonomy places the organism in Eukaryota, Metazoa, Arthropoda, Insecta, Coleoptera, Chrysomelidae. The record is from the annotation of a GenBank genome assembly.
CGACCAAAUAGGACAAACAACGUUAUAAAAUUAAUAAAAACUAAAAUAUGUCAAAACCCACAACGAUUAAAGAUGCAAUUAAAAGAUGGGAGGAAAAAAAUCCAAAUCAAAAUAUUAGUGAAGCCUUAGAAGUUGGAUUUCAAUUUCAAUGGCCGCCAAUUGAAAAAAUGGAUAAUUCACUAUCUGCUCUAACGAAAUGCCAGAAGCUCAGUUUAUCAACAAAUAUGAUUGAAAAAAUUGCAGGUAUUAGUGCUCUCAAAAACUUGAAAAUCCUUUCUUUAUCAAGAAAUUAUAUCAAAACCUUUUCUGGUUUAGAAGGAGUUGCUGAUACGUUGGAAGAGCUGUGGAUGUCUUACAAUUUAAUUGAAAAGGUUAAAGGAAUUGUAGUUUUAAAAAAACUGAAAGUCCUAUAUUUAGGAAAUAACGUUAUUAAAGAUUGGGGAGAAUUUACAAAAUUAUCUGAGCUACCAUCUCUAGAAGAUUUACUAUUUGUUGGCAAUCCUCUUCAUGAAAGUACCGAAGAAGCUGUAUUUAGAGCUGAAGCUGCAAAAAGAUUGCCAAAUCUGAAAAAGUUAGAUGGUGAACCGAUACUCCGAGAUGAAGAAUAGUUGCUAAUAGAAUUAUUGUUAUAUUGUUUUUAAUCAUAAACUC